Molecule: messenger RNA, 819 nt
Organism: Gaeumannomyces tritici R3-111a-1
Lineage: Eukaryota; Fungi; Ascomycota; Sordariomycetes; Magnaporthales; Magnaporthaceae
Exons: 2
Coding region: 1-819 (272 amino acids)
Source: RefSeq, a predicted model, not a curated record
AUGGAGCGCGCCGGCACCGUCAGCUUCGGGUGGAUGCUAAACGACGAUAAGGUCCGCGAUGGGCGAUAUGGGCCAUCUUCUUGGCCCUCGACAAUGCCACAGGAGAGCUACUUGCGGCAGAACGCCUCGACCUCGAUCCGCCCGCGCUGGCCACGGCGCUCGCCCAUCUGGACCAAACCCCCGGAUGCCGCGACCAGGAAUGGCAGCAGCACACCCUGCCAUACUUUGGUUACCAGCAUAGGGGCGACCACACCUAAGUGCUCACCGGCGUCGCCCACGGCGGCACGCUCUCAGAUUUCCUCGAGCCGCUACAAGGGGCAGUGCCCAUGGACUUGGCGCGCAACAUCAUACGCUCCGUCGCCAAAGGCUUCGACGGGCUCCGCACCGCCCGAGGCCUUUCGGCCUCGAAGCUCCGCUGCUGGACGUCGCUAUGACCGGCCAGAUGUUACCGCCUGCCCUGCCCUGCUAGCGCUGCCGGAGCUCGUAAUCGGUGGGACCGACGGCCUCCGCAAAGCAAACGGCUGGCUGCUCGGCGUUAUCGCCGCCCAGGUGCCAUCGGGCAGGCCCGGCAUCGUCGCCAAUUACGCCUCGGCCACAUCGGUCGGGGCAGAAAUCUCCAGGCAAAGCCAGAUAACCACGGCGUUGGAGCUCCUGGUGCUUAACCGCGAAGUGGCACUGCCUAAGUGCCUAAGGACCAGGCAGCGCUCGACUUCCUGUGCCAGUGCUUUACCGUCCGCAGUGACCAGCGGCCGGGACUAUCCCAGCUUCGUAACCAUGCUUUUCUUCGCGACGGACAGUAAUGGCGAAAAAUUGAGUUAG